AUGGCAGGCCAGCUGUUGAGUUUGAAAGUCUUGGGGCUCGCUGCACUGCUGACAUUCCUAGCUCUUACAGUUUUGACUUAUCGUUUUGUUCUAACAGAAGUGUCAGGUGAUGUCAAGAAGCUUCACAAGAUCUUGAGAAAAAGAGAUGUGGCAGGAGUUGCUCCACCUGCAACCGCCCUCAAGGCCUCCGUGGCUGUAUCUCCCUCCAAAGCUCAGGAGUUUCUGGCUAAACUAAGCCGAACCAAGAGGAACAUUUGGGACCGUAGCAGACCAGAUGUACAACAAUGGAUUAUGCAGUUUAUGUACAUGGGUUACGAUGAGCAGAGGCUGGAAGCGGACCUGUCCUACUGGAUGGACCACGCACGCUCUAACGACCACGGACGUCAGCAUCACUACGACGAGAACGCGCCCAUCGGUCCGCGUGACUCAAAUUCCUACCGACAUGGCGCCAACGUCAACUAUGACUACUAUUAG
Molecule: messenger RNA, 474 nt
Organism: Nerophis lumbriciformis (worm pipefish)
Lineage: Eukaryota; Metazoa; Chordata; Actinopteri; Syngnathiformes; Syngnathidae
Source: RefSeq, a predicted model, not a curated record